AUGAAAAGACAGCCGCCGAACCGCGAUGCUUCACUGUCGGAUCUGCUUUACUUCGAGCGGCCUUUACUGAGGCCUAUCAAGUUUGUCCAGGCUACACAUACGCCGUUCCUCUUCCAAGAAUCAGAGGAGAUCUUUCAGUCGCCUUCAACGGGUAAUAGUAUGACAGUACAGUCUGACGUGCCAACUGCCGAGCGCGUUGCUUGUAUAUUCAACAAUACCCAACCAUUCUCACCAGCAGCCGAGACAAUUCCAGAAGGCGAGACAUCUGAUGUACUAGAGGAAAUUGAUUUCGCGGACCUCGGCUCGUUCCGCGCACAAGUUGACGCUAUGGAGCAUGCGGCUCAAAGGAAGACGAAGCCGGACCUCGGGAAUACAGUUAUCGAAGAAACUUUCACUGGCGUGUACAAGAAAGAGCAGCUGCGUGAUGCACAGGAGAAACGUGGGGCCAAGGAAACAGAGCAGAGAACAAAGAUCGGUGAAGAAAAAUCUGCCUUGGUUGCUGCUGGCGAUACUACGCUUCGGACAUUGGAGCAGUCUAUCGAGACUCUUCAAGUGAGGGAGCACCGCGCUGGGGCGCUCCAUAGUAAACCUUCAGAAAGUGCAGCGAUCAAACCGACACUUCCAAAACCGAACAAUGCUCUCGCUGAUGUGGAGCUAGAAGACAGUUUGUCUACUGGCAAUAUAGCUGGUAAAUCGGGCGACAUACUCGAACAAACGGCAGCUGCCGCGGACACGGAACAUAUUGAUGGUGACCAUGGAUCUGGCACCCCAUCUAAUGACCCAGAAGAAAUUGAUUUCGCGGAUCUUGGCGCGUUCCGUGCACAAGUUGACUCUGUGCAGCAUUCAGUCGAAAGGAAGACGGAGCCGCCAGACCCUGGGAACGCAGUCGUAGAAGAAACGUUCACUGGUAACAGAGAAGAAGGACCGGGGAAGGGGAAGUCUACCGCGGUUGCCGCCAACGGCACUACCCUUCGGACAUUGGAGCAGUCUAUUGAGACUCUUCAAGUGAGAGAGAAUCCGCGACAUUGGAGCAGUUCCUUGCCGAACAACUCCAACUCUCACAUGGAGCUAGAAGCCAAUCAAUCUACUAACAACACGGCUGCUGAUUCACACUACGUAUUCGAACAAAGGGCAGCUACAGGCACAGAAUUCGAUGGCGGUGACCAUGGGUUUUUUAUCGACACCCAACCCACCCAACCAUUUGCGGGCGGUUCUGCAAGCGAUGCCGUUCUCGCUGAUAGCCGACGAGAUGAGAUACUGGGUGAAGAAGAGGAAAAAAUCGUCUACGUUGCACCCUAUCCACGUUCGGGGCGUAUACAACCUACACAUGAUACCACACCUCGCGUCACGUUGCCCACUUGCUCUCUACUCACCGGCACUUCAGAGACAUGGAGUGCCAGCAAGGAGCAAAAGGACACAUCUGUGAUCGUUGGGGACACUGUGUCUUCAAACUCACAAUCACUGUCACUGCAUUCGAUGUCUCUCGACUUUCAACGAAUGGAAUCCUCUGCACAACCGCGCCACCCCGCAGCGUUCACGCCUUCUCAGAAGAAGAAAGAAAAACUUCGUUUAAAGUCGAAAGCGUCACGUGUCGCGCGACGCCGCCACGCCCGUAUGCAGUUUCGCACAGAUCAGAAAUGGGAGACAAGAAGAAAAGAUGAUUCGGAUAUUGAUUGGGGAGACGAUAUUGACAAUAUGGAGAAAUCUGGUAUGAGAACUGGCGUAGGGGCAUUGGUUGCAGACGACGGGGAUGAUCUAUCCAACAGUGAAGGAGGAAUGGAUCUCGAUCCAGACGUGGGCUCGGAUAUGAACGCGAUGUUGCGCUUCGUGGAUGACCAGAAGCAGAUGAUUGAGGAAGACCAAGCCAAGGCUAGCGCUCAUACUGCGGAGGAUUCGAGCGAUGAAGACGAGGAUGAAAGUGAGGAGGACGAAGAAGAAGAAGCUGUUCUGCAGCUGGAAGAGCAGUUCAUGAUUGCGGAAUCCGAAGGAGAGGGUCUUGAGCUUCACAGUGAUGAUGAGGAUGCAUUGACAGACGAAGAACCAAGAUUCAAGAACAACAGGAGAGCGAUGCACUCUGGAGACGGUGUUGAUAUCUCAUCCUCCAAGCGGCGCAUGAAAGCCAAAGAUAAAGCGGACUAUCUGCCUGAAGAGCUACAAGCCCAGUGGGAGCGCGAUCGCGCCAAGAAAGCUGAAAACAAACGCCUUCGGAAGGAGGCCAGGAUGCUUGCGUCCCUGGAUCCUUUAGCCCCGAAAAAGGGGGGAAAGAAAGCACGUAAACUCAUGAUGGCCGCACUCAAACAGAUGGAUCAUCUCUGCAUUGAGCUCGAUGACAUGUCGAGCAUCGAGGCUACCAUGAGAAGGUUCGCCGCGAACAUCGACGGAAGGCGAAGUAUGCCGCUCCUUCCGAUGAAGAAGAAUAUGAGGAAGAUUGUACACGAACUUGCCACUGCAUUUAAUCUAAAGAGUUCCAGUAAGGGCCACGGAGAGGGGCGCUAUGUGACACUGGUGAAGACGAACCGCACGGGUACUAUCAACGAGGGAAAGGUCAAGGCUAUCGUGAAGAGAGCUACUCGUGGUUCAAUGGAAGUAUCACAGAAGAAAGGUAGGGUUUACGCAUCAAGUCACCGCGAGGGAGAAGAAGUCGGGAAGGAAGCACCCGCUAUCGGCAAAAGUAAUGUUGGGUUUAAGAUGUUGUCCUCGAUGGGAUGGUCGGAAGGAGUCAAAAUCGGAGGAGACACAUCUGUUGGCAUCGAGGUACCACUCACAGUUGUUAUCAAGAAGUCUAGACUUGGACUCGGGGCUACCCGGACGUAG
Messenger RNA from Pisolithus orientalis, 2814 nucleotides. RefSeq lists its product as uncharacterized. Gene Ontology annotation, molecular function: nucleic acid binding. Bases 1 to 2814 code for a protein of 937 amino acids. Lineage: Eukaryota; Fungi; Basidiomycota; Agaricomycetes; Boletales; Pisolithaceae. The record is from RefSeq and is a predicted model, not a curated record. The transcript is spliced from 8 exons.